Podospora anserina S mat+ is the source of this 1764-nucleotide messenger RNA. RefSeq lists its product as uncharacterized. Lineage: Eukaryota; Fungi; Ascomycota; Sordariomycetes; Sordariales; Podosporaceae. Bases 1 to 1764 code for a protein of 587 amino acids. Gene Ontology annotation, cellular component: nucleus. The record is from RefSeq and is a predicted model, not a curated record. The transcript has a single exon.
AUGAAGGCGGUGGUGAAUGAGGAUGAGGUGCAGCCGAGGAAGGGGGUUGAGGGGAGAAAUGGGAAGACUAAGGCGGCAAGGGUGAAGGAGUCGUUUGAGGACGAGCAAGAAGAGGAAGAGGAGCCGAGACGGACGAGGGUUGAACUCAGGACUAGAAAGACCAAGGGGUAUUCAUUGAAAGAGUCGCUGGAGUCAAAACCAGAGGAGGAGCAGGAAUAUGUCUCUGCCAGGGAGGAAGUGAGCAUUCUUGAGGACGUUUCCAUGUUCGACGACACGUUUCAUUCAUGUGAGUCAGAGGAGGACCCGCAAGAUGACAGCGACAGCGACAACGACGACGAGGGGGGGAGCUACACGGAGCAGGGUUCGGACGACGACAGUGAAUUUGACCUUGGUCCCCCGCCGAGGAAAGCUCCAGCUGCGGAGUCGCAAGGAAGAGCAAAGCCAGCACGAAACUCCAACUCAUCAGUUAACUCUUCCCAAUCAAAAAAAGCCAAGGCAAAAAACCUAGAAGAUAGGUUUUUGCGACUUCGCCUGGACAACAUCCCCCUCCCACCACCACAAUCAAUGCCAUUGACAAUUUCGACCCCCACCGAGGAACCCGGAUCUUCACCGCCAUCAACACCACCCAGACCCGCCCCUGCUCCCCGUCCAAAAGGCCUAGUAUCACCCACCAAACUCCCUCGCAUCCCCAACACCCCCCACCGACCAUCAACAGACAUGUUCUGGUCCCAAGAAUUCGUCGAAGACUGGAACGACCAGCACUCCCCAGCAAAACAACUUUUCCCUUCCAAACCACCACCACCCCCUCCUCCUCCUCCUCGUCCUCCUCUCCCAACCACAACCAGCAAACCACCCUCCUCCUCCUUCUCCUCCUCCUCCCCCGCCAAAAAAACCGCCUCAGAACGCCAAUCCCUCAAAGAAUUCGAAACCAACCGCCUCUCCCUCGCAGAGACCUUCCUCUCCCUCCUCGACACCCGCAUCACCUCCUCCCAACUCUCCACCCUGUCCGCCUCGACAGGCGGCAUAAAAAUCAUCUGGUCCCGCACCCUAGCCACCACGGCCGGGCGGGCAAACUGGAAAAGGGAAACCUUCCGCCCGCCGAAUUCCCCUCCUGUAUUCCGGCACCAUUGCUCUAUCGAGUUGUCGACCAAGGUCAUCACCACGCCUCACAGGUUGUACAAUGUGCUCGCGCACGAGUUUUGCCAUCUCUGCAAUUUCAUGAUUAGUGGCAUCACCACCAACCCUCACGGGAAGGAGUUCAAGGCUUGGGGGAAGAAGGUGACGGGGGUGUUUGGGAAGGAGUAUGGGAUCGAGGUUACGACGAAGCAUACUUAUGAAAUUGAGUUUAGGUAUGUGUGGGAGUGUGGGGGGUGUGGGAUGGGGUAUAAGAGGCAUUCGAAGAGUAUCGAUGUGGGGAGGCAUAGGUGUGGGGUUUGUAAGGGGGUGCUGGUGCAGGUUAAGCCGACGCCAAGGGGAGGGGGUGGGAAGGCUGGUGACGGUGGUGGUGGUGGUGGUGGUGGUCAAGAAAAGAAGCAGAGCGCGUACCAGAUUUUUAUGAAGGUGGAGAUGAAGAGGGUCAAGGCGGAGCAGCCGGGGAUACAGCAGAAGGAUGUGAUGAAGGUUGUGGCGGAGAGGUGGAAGGCUGAGAAGGAGAGGAAUGGGGGGGUGGUGGUGAUGGUGGCGGGUUCAAAGGAGGAGACGCCAGAGGUGAAGUUGCCGGUGAGAGGGGGGAAGAAGGAGAUUGAGGUGGUGGAUUUGACGUGA